This is a messenger RNA of Manihot esculenta (cassava), 1166 nucleotides long. Its product is annotated as strigolactone esterase D14. NCBI's taxonomy places the organism in Eukaryota, Viridiplantae, Streptophyta, Magnoliopsida, Malpighiales, Euphorbiaceae. The coding region runs from base 75 to 911 and encodes 278 amino acids. The record is from RefSeq and is a predicted model, not a curated record. The transcript has 2 exons.
CACAGCUCAAGGUACUGAAGCUAAACAACCAGUUGAGCCAUUUUUGAGAGUUGAUCUUCUCUACUGCUGAACCAAUGAGUGGAAACAUGGGCGUGCUUUUUGAGCACAGAGGAGGAGCCAUUGCUGAGUCUCUAAACGCUAAGGUCUAUGGAAACAGCAGCGAGACAUUGGUUCUUGCUCAUGGGUUUGGUUCAGACCAGAAUGUUUGGCAUUUUCUAAUUCCUUAUCUUGCAUUAUACUUCAAGAUUGUGGUUUUUGACUCAGUUUUCUCUCCCAAUGUAAACCCUAAAUUCUAUGAUCCAAACAAGUACUCCAACUUCUCUGGAUAUGCAGCUGACUUGGUGAAUCUUCUUGAUGAGCUGAAUGUGAGCAAGGCUAUUUAUAUGGGACAUUCUAUGUCAGCCAUGAUUGGAUGCUUAGCUUCAAUUCAAAGGCCUGAACUCUUUCACCACCUUAUUCUUCUCAAUGGCUCUCCAAGGUACCUUAAUGCAAAAGGGUAUGAUGGAGGCUUUGAGAUAUCAGGAGUAAAAGCAACAUUAACAAACAUAAAGAAAAAUUUCUCAAGUUGGGUUAAUGAUUUUGCUCCAACAGCAGUUGGUCUGAACAACAAACAAGCAAUAUCAGAAUUUGAAGACAGCUUGAAUAGAAUGAAACCAAACAUAGCAUACAAUGUUGCUAAAACAGUUUUUCUAAGUGAUUUGAGAAGGAUUCUUCCAAAAGUUGUAGUGCCUUGCACAAUAAUUCAGUCAAAAAAAGACUAUAUAGUUCCAGAAUUUGUUGCCCACUACAUGAAGAAAAAGCUUGGAGGCCAUGCCAGAGUUGAGAUUCUCAAAACACAAGGCCAUUUUCCUCAUCUCACAGCUUACUCUUUGAUUCUGAAAGCUAUGAAGAGAGUUCAUACCAUCAAGUAGACAAGUUUCAUGAUUGAUUCUUGUUUGUGUUGUGGAAAUCAGUUGAUGGGUUUUCUUUGUCUUUUGGUUGUGGUUUGUUGGUUAAGUGUUGGUUUGCUGGUAAAAUGGAGUGUCCUUUUCUAUGCUACUUUGUAGAUCUCAUCUUCUUCUACUACUUCUUUAUUUUCUUUUUCUUACUAGAAAUCUUUUUAUUUGCAAUAUAUAUAUAAUUUUUCUAAAAGAAUUUUAAUAUGUUAAUUGUUACAUUUUGUAAAA